AUGUCGUCCGGAAAAGUUAAGACUGGCCAGCUCUGGUCCAAGAACAAGGCGGACCUCGCAAAGCAACUCUCAGAGCUGAAGACCGAGCUGGGACAAUUGCGGACGCAGAAGAUUGCCGGAGGAUCAGCAUCGAAGCUCACAAAGAUUCACGAUAUCCGAAAGUCCAUCGCAAAGGUUCUCACAGUCAUCAACGCCAACCAACGCGCGCAGCUCCGCCUCUUCUACAAGGGCAAGAAGUACAUUCCUCUCGACCUCCGACCCAAGCAGACCCGCGCCAUCCGAAGACGCCUAAGCAAGUACGAGAGCGAGAAGACCCUUGAUAAGACGAAGAAGCGCCAAGUCCACUUCCCCCAGCGGAAGUUUGCUAUCAAGUGA
This is a messenger RNA of Venustampulla echinocandica, 375 nucleotides long. Its product is annotated as Ribosomal protein L29 (L29p). Gene Ontology annotation, biological process: translation; maturation of LSU-rRNA from tricistronic rRNA transcript (SSU-rRNA, 5.8S rRNA, LSU-rRNA). The transcript is spliced from 4 exons. Gene Ontology annotation, cellular component: cytosolic large ribosomal subunit; ribosome. The record is from RefSeq and is a predicted model, not a curated record. Gene Ontology annotation, molecular function: structural constituent of ribosome; mRNA binding. NCBI's taxonomy places the organism in Eukaryota, Fungi, Ascomycota, Leotiomycetes, Helotiales, Pleuroascaceae. The coding region runs from base 1 to 375 and encodes 124 amino acids.